Condylura cristata (star-nosed mole) is the source of this 2653-nucleotide messenger RNA. RefSeq names its product centrosomal protein 68kDa (gene CEP68). NCBI's taxonomy places the organism in Eukaryota, Metazoa, Chordata, Mammalia, Eulipotyphla, Talpidae. The coding region runs from base 127 to 2367 and encodes 746 amino acids. The record is from RefSeq and is a predicted model, not a curated record. The transcript is spliced from 7 exons.
GCCGGGGCCGCCGCACGGGGCUGUCGGGAACGCCGGCCGGGUCGCGCAGGCCGGGUCGACGCUUUCCAGGCGUUCGAGACGCGGUGGCUGAAGAUUUCUGCAGAGCCUUGACCUAAGGACAUCUUAAUGGCCUUGGGAGAAGAAAAAACAGAGGUGGCAGUAGAGGCGUCCAAGGACACAAAGCUCCCACCCUGUGGGAGAUGGAGCUGCAGGGAGCAGGAGAUGGACACAGGUCCUGUGAGCAGUGAGCAGCUGCCCCGCCUGGAAGCUGAGGGAGGGCCUGCCUCCCCUGCGUGUGGGCCAGAAGAGCUACAUGUCGCUGCCUGCUGCGGUGGGGCCAGCCCUGGAGACCCCCGUGGGGCCUGCCAGCCACAGGCUGACCUCUUCUGCAAGGAGCCAGUAGCUGGUGGGUCUCCGCCUGCGCUGGGUUGUCUGCUUCCUCCUGCUGGUACGGGGACUGGAGACCUGCACUCUAUGGAAAACCAGAUGGAAGAGACCAGGACUUCUGCUUCAGAGGAGCAAUCUCAGACUCUUACUGUUCGCAGAGCUACAGCUCUUAGCCCAGGAGAUGAUGCUGAUACAGAAGAUGACCCAUUCCCAGUAGAGACGCCGCAAGUGCUAGACCACAGCCAAGAGGCUCGCAUCUCCUGUUUCUCUUUCCCAUCGAGGUGGAGGUCUGUGGUGAGCCCAGGUGCUAAUAAUGCACCUCAGUUUUCCAGCUGCAGCAUCUCUGCCUCAUCUCCGGGCAGCAGCCUCCAGCGUCACCAAGAGCAGGCGGAGACUCAAGGUUGCUCCCUUGCCACGGUCUUCUCCUCUUCGGAGCUGGUUGUUCCCCAGUCAGCUCCCUCUGUGGUGGGACCAGGGCCUCCGCUCCAGUGGUCACCACAGCCUGUGUCCUCUAAGGAUGAUGUUCCAGGGCCGGGCAGGAGGCACCUCUCCUUCCAGGCUGAGUACUGGGCCUGUGUUCUUCCAGAUUCUCUGCCCCCUUCUCCUGACCGCCACUCUCCCCUCUGGAACCCAAAUAAAGAGUAUGAAGACCUGUUGGACUAUACUUACCCACUGAGGCCCAAGCCUCAGCUCACAAAGCACCUUGACAGCCAUGUGCUCGCUGAUCCUAUCCUGCAGGACUCAGGUGUAGACCUGGAUAGCUUCUCUGUCUCCCCAGCAAGCACCCUAAAGUCACCCACUAAUGUCUCCCACAGUUGCCCACCAGCAGAGGCUACUGCCCUGCCAUUCUCUGCACCUAGAGAGUUGGGUCUCAAGCAGUGGCCCUCAAGAGUACCUCACCAGCAGGGCAGCAGGGACUUGGCAUCUUGUGGCCAGCUUACCUCUACCCCCAGAGCUGCAGGCCGUAGAGGCACCCCUAGGGAGAGCAGAGAGCCAGCCCCAAAGGGUGUGAAGGACAGGCUGACUGUGGACAAGCACCUCCAGGUGGACUCUCCUCAGCUGAGGAAAUGGAACAGAGGGUGGCCCUCACCCAGACCAGGAAGAGAGAGAGGGGUCAGCCAGUGUGUCCAGCCCACUGUCUACACAGAAUCCAGAUGGAAAUCAGAAGAGAUGGAAAGUGACGAGGAGUAUCUUGCUCUGCCCACACGACUCACGCAAGUUUCUAGUUUGGUUUCAUAUCUAGGUUCCGUUCCUACCUUGGUGACCUUUCCCCCUGGAGCGGCUGAAGGGCAGAGUUCCCUGGAUCUAUCAGACGGCGAUGGGCCAGCUUCCCUCCCGUCGGACUCCAAUCAAAGCCAGCUUCCCCCUGGGGCUGCACUCAGAGUGUCCCGGGACCCUGACAACCAGAACCCCCCUUUGCUACACUCUUUCAUCCAUGCAGGGGGCUCUGCAGGGAAAAGGAGUCUAGUGAACAGUCAGACCCUGGGGCUUUCCUCUGGACCACUGAGAACAUGCUCCUCCUUGCCAGCUGCGUUGGCCCAGCGGGCACUCUCGGAAUCAGGUGCUGGAGGAGAGCAGGGGAAAGAGUCUCUCGUGCAGUGUGUGAAGACAUUUUGUUGUCAACUUGAAGAGCUGAUCCUCUGGCUGUAUAAUGUGGCUGACAUCACUGACCACUUGACUCCACCUAAGUCCAAUCUUACUGGUCUCAAGUCUUCUCUGCAGCUUUAUCGGCAAUUUAAGAAAGACAUAGAUGAGCACCAGUCCCUGACAGAGAGUGUUUUACAGAAAGGGGAGAUUCUUCUUCAGUGCCUGCUGGAUAACACCCCAGUGUUAAAGGAUGUCCUCGGGAGGAUCUCAAAGCAGCCCAGCGAGCUGGAGGGCCAUGCGGAUCGCCUGUAUGACUCUAUCCUCACCUCUCUGGACCUGCUGGCUGGCUGUCCCCUCACCCCACAACAUGCCAGUGGCACACAGGAGCACUGAUGUGAAUGGCUUUUGCCUGCAUCUUCUUAGAGGUAUAAUCAUUCAGCUAAAACCUGGUUGGUGUGAAACUUACAAGAAGGCCCUUGUAAGAGCCAUUUAACACUGAAAUCAAGGGGGAAAUUAAAUCUGCAAUGUACUAGCUUUAAAAAUGCCUUUCUCUUCCCUCGAGUAAGGGCUAUUAAAUUACUAUUUUCAUUUAAAAUGAUUCCAUCCAAACUAAGGUCUUCCUCUUGGUGCAAAGAGCAUGUGGCUUUGCAGUUUUAAUAAAAUGCUAAUGAGACUGACA